CAAAUAAUAAUUUCUUUUUUGGUGACUUUCAUCUUUUGAAAUCUUUUUAGAAAUUCCUCUUAAAAUCAAUCAAUCGAAUCAAAUCAAGUCAAAUCAAUCAGAAAAAUCAGAAAAAUAUGGGCGAUCAAGGACAAAAAGGUGUACAAUUUUUGGAAGAAGCGCAAAAAAAAUUGAAAAAUUCACAAGGAUUUUUAUCAUCAUUUUUUGGUGGUGGUUCCAGAAUCGAUGAAGCAAUCGAUUUAUAUGUACGUGCUGCUAAUUCAUUUAAAAUGGCUAAAAAAUGGGGAGAGGCUGGAAAUGCAUUCAUUGAAGCAGCACAAUUACAUUUGAAACAGAAUAACAAACAUGAUGCUGGUACAUUGUUUGUUGAUGCAGCUAAUUGUUUUAAAAAAGUUGAUCCAAAUCAAUCGAUACGUUGUUUGGAAAAAACAAUAGAAUUAUAUCAAGAUAUGGGAAGAUUUACAACCGCUGCCAAACAUCAUAUAUCGAUUGCUGAAAUUUAUGAAUCAGAAUUAGUUGAUUUUGAUAAAACUGUACUACAUUAUCAAACGGCAGCUGAUUAUUAUCAAGGUGAAGAAUCAAAAGUUAGUGCUAAUCGUUGUCUAUUGAAGGUGGCACAAUAUUCAGCACUUAAAGGAGAUUUUCAAAAGUCGGCUGAAAUUUAUGAACAAGUUGCUGGUACUUGUAUUGAAUCACCAUUGUUAAAAUAUUCAGCUAAAGAACAUUAUUUUCGUGCAACAUUAUGUCAUAUGUGUGUUGAUGUUUUGAAUGCUGAAAAUGCAUUGAAAAAAUAUCAAGAUUGUUUUCCACAUUUUAUUGAAUCACGUGAAUGUAAAUUUCUGCAAACAUUAAUCAAUAAAUUGGAAGAAAAUGAUUCAGAAGGUUUUACACAAGCCAUUCAGGAUUAUGAUUCAAUUUCACCAUUAGAUUCAUGGUAUACAAAUCUUUUAUUACGUAUCAAACAAAAUAUUGAAAAUGAACCGGAUCUUAAAUAAAUAUGGGAAACAAAAAUCGAAUUCAAAUUAUCAAUCGAAGGAAGCAAAAGCAAAAAACAAUUCCAAUUCAA
This is a messenger RNA of Dermatophagoides pteronyssinus (European house dust mite), 1066 nucleotides long. It is a transcript of the gene alphaSnap, whose product is annotated as Alpha-soluble NSF attachment protein. NCBI's taxonomy places the organism in Eukaryota, Metazoa, Arthropoda, Arachnida, Sarcoptiformes, Pyroglyphidae. The record is from RefSeq and is a predicted model, not a curated record. Gene Ontology annotation, biological process: SNARE complex disassembly; intracellular protein transport. Gene Ontology annotation, molecular function: syntaxin binding; soluble NSF attachment protein activity. Gene Ontology annotation, cellular component: SNARE complex; vacuolar membrane.